AUUUAUUUUAUUUCAGUUUUACUUUAGUUUUUAUUCUUUAUUUCAGAACUUUAUAUUAUGUCACGAUUUCGAGAAUGGAGUUUGGAAUGCAAAGUUUAUGUUGGCAAUCUCGGUAGCGGAACAGCUAAACAUGAAAUAGAAGCAGCUUUCAGUAAAUUUGGGCCACUACGUAAUGUGUGGGUAGCGCGAAAUCCUCCCGGAUUCGCUUUUGUAGAAUUUGAAGAUCCUCAAGAUGCCGAAGAUGCUUGCAGAAGUCUUGAUGGAACACGGCUGUGUGGUAGUCGUGUUCGUGUGGAAAUGUCACAUGGAAGAAGUAGGAGAGGUGGAAGACGACCGCCGCCACCUCCACGCUAUGGAAAUUAUAACAAUAGACGAACAGGACAUGGCAGGUAAGCAAUUGAAACUAUUGCAUUUGAACAAGCAGCAGACCAAAAAGCCUAUAUAAACAAGAGAUAUUGUUAUAAUAUAUUAUAUACUGUAUACUGUAAGUCUAAAUUACUUAUAAUCCUGAAAACAUUUAAUUUAGAAGUUAACUGAAACAGUAUAAAAAAUCAAAUUUAAAAGCAUGUAUGAAAAAAGAUUAUUAAUAUGAAAUAGUUUUAUAAAAUUUUAUAAGUAUAUUUUAGAAUGAUUGAGUUUCAAAAUUUUAAAAAUUUCAAUUUCCAAUUUUUUGGAAGUCAGUUUUGUUAAACACCUGAGGUAGGCCUUGGUGAAGUCUAAAAACGUUCGGAAAGUAUGUUAAAGGUCAAUUACUGGUUAAAAUUAAUAAAAAAUAAAAUAAUAAU
This is a messenger RNA of Centruroides sculpturatus (bark scorpion), 785 nucleotides long. Its product is annotated as RNA-binding protein 1-like. Gene Ontology annotation, biological process: mRNA splicing, via spliceosome. NCBI's taxonomy places the organism in Eukaryota, Metazoa, Arthropoda, Arachnida, Scorpiones, Buthidae. The record is from RefSeq and is a predicted model, not a curated record. Gene Ontology annotation, molecular function: RNA binding. Gene Ontology annotation, cellular component: nuclear speck. The transcript is spliced from 4 exons. The coding region runs from base 58 to 393 and encodes 111 amino acids.